Molecule: messenger RNA, 1881 nt
Organism: Chara braunii
Lineage: Eukaryota; Viridiplantae; Streptophyta; Charophyceae; Charales; Characeae
Source: the annotation of a GenBank genome assembly
ACACCCCUUCUAUCAGCGCAGCAAAAGAGCCUUAAUGGACAAAGCAGCCAUCGCAUGGGUGUACUAAUCCCAUUGGGUUGGCAUGGCUACUGCUCAUCCCAACUUUGUUGACAAACUGGAAGACACAUCUUCUGCAGAGUGCCGUGUUGUUGCCGAUGGAUACUGUAUUACGAGCCGCGGGCCAGGAACCGCUAUGGAGUACGCCCUUGCAAUAGUGGAGCGCCUCUUUGGAAAAGAAAGAGCCGAUGCAGUCGCCAAGCCUAUGGUGAUAAGGUCGCCGGACGGAACAGAGACCUUGAGGCAAGAGUUUGGCGUUGAGAUUCCUUUUCAAGUGGCUGAGGGUGAAGGAGUGCCGCCGAAGGUGCUCGUUCCCAUUGCGAACGGCUCGGAGGAGAUGGAAGCAGUGAUCAUCAUCGACGUGUUGAGGCGUGGCGGCGCUAAUGUCAUUGUCGCUUCCGUGGAAGACCAACUCCAGAUAUCGGCGUCACGAGGGGUGAAGAUUGUUGCUGACUGCCUGAUUUCUAAGUGUGCAAACAGUGUCUUCGAUCUCAUCGUUUUGCCGGGUGGCAUGCCAGGUGCAGAGAGGCUCAGGGACAGCGAAGUUCUGUCUCAACUCUUGAGGCAGCAGGUGGAGAGUCAGCGUCUGUAUGCUGCUAUAUGUGCAGCCCCUGCUGUUGUGCUCCAACCGAAGGGAUUGCUGGAGGGACGGCGGGCGACAGCUCAUCCGGCGUUCGUGAACAAGUUGGUAGACCGCUCGGCAGUCGACACACGCGUUGUCAGCGACGGCAUCGUUCUUACCAGUCGCGGCCCUGGAACCGCAAUGGAAUUUGCUCUGGCCCUCGUCGAGCGCCUGUUUGGGUCGGAGCGUGCUGCCCAAGUCGCACGGCCGAUGGUGAUUUCCAGGUCGGUUCUUCCGAUAACUGCUUAGCAAUGUCUGUAUCUGCUUAGCAAUGUCUAUUUCGUUCACAGAUUGACUGGCUGGUAGCGAAUGUUUAUAGGUUUUCGGGAGAGGUGGGGGGGGCUUCUUUUCAUGACGGUUUUGAACCUUUCACCAUUUAUGGGAGACAGAGAGAUACACUGCCUCCCAUGUGUAAAAGAUAUUCUAGUGAUCGAUGUCGUGGGCAUGAGAUUAGCGUCAACUUAGGGUAUAGUUUGGCAGCUUGAAUGUUGUCUGAGGUAUUGGCCAGAUUCUUGAUAUGGGGUAUGUCCUGGGCAGUUUGGUAGCAAGGGAAGGUGUUUGUCGCAGUAUAUAGCCUCCUCCUGACGAGUCGGUGAUAACUCCGACUUAACAGUUUGCCACAGCCCCUCGUUUGUUGUCCUCUUCGCCCCCUCUGCCUACGGUUAAUUCGGCAGCUCUGUUUGACGAUAUAUUAGGGGAAGUUGUGGUGAUUCGAACCCACGUCAACGACAAGGAGAAGUGUAGCAGAUGCAAAGACCUAACCGAUUACUGACGACCGCGGACUUGUUAUUGGCGUGUGUGGAUAUAAAGAAAGGGAAGAUUGGAAAAGUCUAUUUUAGUAUUUUCCUGUUGGGCUCUUAAAAAGUUUUUCAAGUAAGAAAGAUCGAAGCUGUCCGCGGGCCCUUUACUCCCACUGGUAAUUGUUUGCUGUCGGCGCCAGGAUGGGAGAUGAUUGAUGUGUUCAGGAGGUGUGUGGACUGAUUAUACUAUCGAGCCCGCGUGUGUGAUGUUACUCGAUCAAUCUGGCAUGGAUUUCUAGUAGACACUAGAAAGGUGUUUGCAACUUUGCAUGUGAUAUGAGUUCAUAUAACACAUGCUCUUCAAGUGUGUCUGGUGCCCUGUUCAAGUAUGCUGCAGAUGAAUUCUGCUGGGCAAGUCCAUUCUUUUCAUGUAAUGCAGUUAAAUGAACCAGUGAGAACAGC